This is a messenger RNA of Apis laboriosa (Himalayan honeybee), 7253 nucleotides long. It is a transcript of the gene Alh, whose product is annotated as protein AF-10. The transcript has 13 exons. Gene Ontology annotation, cellular component: nucleus. The record is from RefSeq and is a predicted model, not a curated record. Gene Ontology annotation, biological process: regulation of transcription by RNA polymerase II. Gene Ontology annotation, molecular function: nucleosome binding; histone binding. The coding region runs from base 357 to 3482 and encodes 1041 amino acids. NCBI's taxonomy places the organism in Eukaryota, Metazoa, Arthropoda, Insecta, Hymenoptera, Apidae.
AGCGCCGUUGUAAAUAACAAAUGGUUCAAACACGUUUUAAAACGGAAUUUCUUUAAAAAGCAGCCACUACACGGAAUUCUGGAAUCGCCUCGGUAUUGGUGUUUCGUGUUUCCACAGUGUGGAAUCAUUAUAGUGACAGGCAACGUGCAGUGGUGCAUUCCAAGCCACGAUUCAUCGUUGAAUGCGUCACGCGUGUGCAUGAUCAUUGAGGAGAGCAAUUAAGGAAAGAGCGAGCUAAGAAUUACACAUUGCCAGGAUGCAAUUGCGAAAGCAAGAUUACCUCGCGUUACAUCUCCGCUUACGGCUCGCCUAGCUCCUCAUGCUAGUCUCGUCUUCCGAAUUGCUUGAAACACAGCAUGAAGGAGAUGCUUGGAGGGUGCUGCGUGUGUUCUGAUGAGAGGGGUUGGACUGAAAAUCCAUUAGUGUAUUGUGAUGGCCAAGGUUGUACCGUUGCUGUACACCAAGCUUGCUAUGGUAUCGUUACGGUACCCACAGGACCAUGGUAUUGCAGGAAGUGUGAAUCACAAGAACGUAGUGCUCGUGUGCGCUGUGAAUUAUGUCCAAGUCGAGAUGGAGCUCUUAAGAGAACAGAUCAAGCCGGAUGGGCACAUGUGGUCUGUGCUCUUUAUAUUCCAGAAGUUAGAUUUGGUAACGUAACAACAAUGGAACCAAUUAUUCUACAAUUGAUACCAUCUGAAAGAUUCAGUAAGUCAUGUUACAUUUGUGAAGAACAAGGAAGAGGUAGUAGAGCAAAUGUAGGAGCCUGUAUGCAGUGCAACAAGACUGGCUGCAGGCAGCAAUUUCAUGUUACUUGUGCUCAGGCUCUUGGUUUGCUCUGUGAAGAAGCUGGCAAUUAUUUAGACAAUGUAAAAUAUUGUGGAUAUUGUCAACAUCAUUACUCAAAAUUGAAAAAAGGUGGUAAUGUAAAAACAAUACCACCUUAUAAACCAAUACCUGCUGAUAAUGGUUCAUCAGAUUCAUCUCCUGAAAAAGAAGCAGAGACCCCAAUAAAAUCUUCAUCAAGUGGUAAACGAAAGAGUUCCAGCUCUAAAUCUGCUACAAAUUCUAAAAACAAAUCAAAUACUAGUCCAAGUCUAGAAAUAAAUGGCAUUGCUGAUGAUAAAAGCAGUAGCGGCCGUAAUACACCCAAAGACAACACCACAAAUUCCAGUAAAUUCACCACUUCCAACUUCGUAGAAACGAUUGUCACUCAAUCGGAGAGUGUGUUUGGACAUGACGGAACAACGUCCACCACUGCUACUAUGGCAACAACAAUUAAAUCAGGAUCAAAUUCAAGUUCUGGCCAUAAAAAUAGUGGACAAACGAAAUCUAAUUCUUCAUCAUCGAACAAGACUUCGAGUCAUAGUAAAAAGAGAAAGACAGGAGCACGAACACCGACUGUAAUAGGAAACGAAAAUUCAAAUCAAUCGGUCAGUUCUGAAGCCAGUGGUUCAGUUGUGGUUGCCGUCAGUUCUGUUAUGCAGCAAGCUGUAUCAAGUAAUAAUGUACAAACAACCAUAACUGAAGCUACAAGCUUAAGUACGACCACUGAACCAGAAAAAUCAAAAAAGUUAAAGGUGGAAAGUCCCAUUCAAUCAUCAUCAAACACUCCAGUCACUACCGAAGUGACUACUACACCUGUGAUAAUGGCAGUAACACAAUCUCAAUCAUCAAUUGUUACUCAGUCACCAACAACUACUUCAAAUAGUAUAGUAGUAUCAGUUCCAUUGACUGCAACUUCAUUAUCUAGUACAGUACAGAGUGUGGUAACAAGUGCUCCAACUCUAUAUCAACAAUUGCAACAAAGUAUCAUAACUACCGCAGCCGCUACAGAAGCCAGAACGAGUGCUAUGUCGAAUUCAGAAAGAUUUAUCACAGAAGAAACUCCAGCUAAAAGAUCUCGUUCUCAAUCAUCAGAUAAGCAAGAAAAACCUCGUAAACCAAAACGUGGGUCAUCAAAUAGUCAGCCAGCAUUACCACAAGUACAACCACAAACACAACAACAACAAUCUCAAUCGACCGCUUCAUCUGUAGUAACAUCAGUAUCUAGCAGUGCAGUAGUAACAACAUCCAAAAGAGGAGCAAGAAGUAAUCAUCAAACUCCUCCACCUGCUGUAACUGUCGCACCUGUACCAUCUAUUAUUCAAGGACCAACACUGAGCAGUGGGCAUUUUAGUAGUAUUGGCUCUAGUUCUACGAAUACCAUGGGUCCUACUGUCAAAGAAUCUCCUCCAAGUAGUCCGGGUUCUGAAAGUAUGAGUAGUAAUGGACCAGGAAGGAGAAAAAGGAAAAGUGCGAGUGCGGCUUCUACAACACCAACACCUUCUGCAUCUAGUACUCCAACACUUACAAAUCCGAAAGAAGAAAAAGAUGUAAAAUUAUUUCAGAAUGGAGUUAGUGCACCACAUAUGUUAGGAAAUCAAUUAAAUCCAACCUCUACAAUGGCACAAAAAAUGUCUGAUACCCUUUCCCAAGAAUUAGAAGCUCAUUCUAUUUUUACAGAAGCUAGUAAUUCUACAACAAAUUUAGUUGGUCCACAAUUACAUAGUCGAGUAAUUGCAUCUAUACGGUCCAAUCAAACAGGUGCACCGCCUACGUCAUUUUCUUCGGUUUUUAACUCUUCUAACAAUACAAACACUAAUACAAGCACUACCACUAAUGCUAGUACAACCAAUACCGGUUCUUUAGGCGGUGGAGCAAUACCCCAAACACUUGACCAACUUUUAGAAAGACAAUGGGAGCAAGGAAGUCAAUUCCUGAUGGAGCAAGCCCAGCACUUUGACAUUGCUUCUCUACUUUCUUGUCUUCAUCAAUUGAGAGCGGAAAAUCUUAGGUUAGAGGAACAUGUAAAUAGUCUUCUGCAAAGAAGAGAUCACCUAUUGGCUGUGAAUGCUAGACUUGCAAUUCCUUUGACAACUCAACCUAGUGCACACCCAGUGAACAAUAUACAUCCAACAGUCAACCCAUCGCACCCCAAUGUCCCACAUCCCGAUGUUCCACCAGGAGCCGCGGCCCCUGUUCCAAGAGUUACUAGGGAACCACGAGUAAACAACACAUAUAUGCCUCAUUCGAGUUCCAGUAAUCAUUCUACGACGUUAGAAAAUGGUUUACCUCCAGAUCCAUCUCCUCCAGCUGCAGCUUCAUUGUCACAAUAUCAGCACCGAACAUCGUUAAUUGCACCUCAGCCAAGUCCAACAAUCAGACACAGCCCAGCUGGAAAUGCAUAUCAUCAAGGACAACCUAGUAAUAUAGUAUCUCCGGCACCGGCUAGUAAUUCUAGUGUAGUGAGAAACUCAUCUGUUACACCAGAUCCUCUACGUGGAGUACCAAGAUCAGUGCCACAAUCAUCGAGCAAUUAUAUGCCUUCAAUGUAUCAACCUACGAUGUCGAGUCUGACAAGUAAUCAAGUAGGUAAUGUUCACAAUCUUCAUUCUCAUGGACCUUCUCCACCCAGUCAUGGACCACCAGGAAAACCCAGCUGAAGAUAGGUGGAAAGCAAGGAAAAGUAUACUGCGUCCGAUGACAGUAGACGCGGUGAGGUGUCAUCGCCGUCCGAGGCGUGCUACCAUCUUUAAAAAUGAACAGAGGGAAGUUGUUUAUUCUUCGUGCUUCUUUGCUAAUUGGUUCGAUCUUUGAUUGGUCUCUGAUCAAUAAAUGUGAUCAGUUUGAUAAUUCAGUAUCUAUUGACUGGAAAAGUAAUAUAAAAUAUUAAUCAAAAGAAAACAUUUGCAUUUAUCAAUAAUUGUAAUUCACAUUUUUUGUUUUUUGGUGAAUUUCGAGCAAUUAUCUAUCUAUUCAAAGUUAGAUUAGUUCUAUAAUAAGGAUAAUAGAGGCCUUGCAAAUUCGAACGAAGAAGCAAUUUAGAAAUAGAGAUUUUUUUCUUUCUUUUUUUUCUUUUUUUCUCUCUCUUUCUCUCUUUUUCUCUUUCCUUUGGUUGCACGUCAUCGAGCACGUCUGAGACAAUCUUAACAUCAUCAUUAUCCAUCAUUGUCAUCGAUAUUGUAUGAUGAUACAGUAAAUCCGCAGAUGUACAAAUUGUAGAUUGUAAGUUAAUCGCGACUAAUAGCAAUAAUGAUUAUGAAGUAGAUGUACAUUUUACAAAAAAAAAAGAAAUCAUGUGUGAGUCUGGUGGUACGACAAGGUCACUCAUUUUUUCUAUAAAGACAUCUUUUUCUAAAUGUUUCACUAUUAUUUUAAUAGAAAUUUAUUUUGCGGAUUUCUUUUAAUGAGCUCGCAAAAGAUAAAAUUAAAAUUGUAAAUAUUUUGUAAUUGACCCAUUUCACGACCUAAUCGAUGUAUAUUUUAAUCUUAUAUGUAUAUAUAUAUAUAUACGUAUAUAUAUAACGUACAAUAUACUUAGCAUAUAAUUUGAGCACUGCCUUCCAUCAAUGAAAUGGCCGUGAAAUGGGUCGAAGAAGUUAUUUUUAUUCAUAGAAUAAUGGUUCUUAUGGUUUCUUCAGAGCGGUUAAUCGAACUACGAUCAUUAGAUGGGAAUUAAGAAAAAAAUUGAAGUUAUAUCUAAAUGGAAUAUUAUUACGCGCUUCGUUUUCGCAUAAAAAAUCCAUUUGCGAUUAUUCUUGGUUAUAUCUUGCCUUUUUUAAUGGCAGCACAUUUUAUUUGGAUUCUUAUUCUAUCAAUAAUAUAGAAUUUCGACUUUUGUCGAUAUGAGAGACGUAAUCAAAAAAAAAAAAAAACAAAAAAAAAAAUAAUUUUAGCUCGAAACUAGAGCUAUUUGUAUUAAUGAAAUUCUAUUCGUUAAAAAUUAAGAGUUAUAUACAAUAAGGAGAAUAAUUUUUUGUCUCUCAGUUCGUCAAAAUAAAAAAAAUUUCAUUUAAGAAUUAUCUAUAUUUUAAUGUUAAAAUAUGAAUUUAGUUUUGUUUUUUAAUUAAUAUUUAGCUAGUAAGGAUUUUUACACUAAUCUUUUUUAUUCUGUUGUAGGAAAUAAAAUUUUAAAACGAAAAAGUCAAUGUUACCAUGUUGUGUUCUCAAUUGGAAAGUAUUAUUUUUAUGGACGGACAAUUUUCGAUAAUGAAAAAUAAUGAAUGUUCAUAAGGAAUCCAGAAAAACCACUAGGCUUACUUAGUAUGAUAAAUGUGGCAUCAAGCGUUCACGUCACCACUCAGGGAAAAUCGAUUUAUUAAAAUUCUAUCGAGUUUUCUUCAUGUACAUCAAUUGUAGCGAGCACGAACACUAUUUCAUAUCAUACAUUUUUGAAUCCAAAGAAAUUAUUUUACUUUCUUUAUUUCUUCGUAGUACUUAAGUGUCAAAUAAUAAAUUAUUCGAGUAAUUUCAUCAAACAAAAAAUAUUUAAGCUUUUUAAAAAUUUUUUUUUUAUUUAUGAAAAUUUAUAUAUUAUUUUUAAAGUGUACGGUAGCAUAUAGUGUUCAAUGCUACAAUAUGAAGAAAAUAAUAUUCAUAAUUGGUGAUUUAUAGUCGAAAGUAUGAAAUGGUUUCCAAAAAAAAAUCAAGUGAUUAUUGAAGACAACAGUGUGUUUUUAUCGACGAAGAAUAUUUUAUGCGUUUAUUAUCUCAAUGUAACGUUGCUGUACUUUUUUAAGAUAAUAUACAUUAUGAUAGAAGGGCAAGAAAGAAUGAGAGAGAAGAAAGAGCAAAAAAGGCGAGAACAAAGCGUGUAUAAGUGAAGUGUUAAAAACAGAGAGCAGUUAAUGAUAAUGAUAUUUUUACACAGCAGACCGUGCCAAAUUUUUGCAAUCGAAUCAUUGAACUCCCUUGAAACUCUUGAGCAACAUGUGCCUAAGUAACUGUUGUUUAAAAUCUUGGGACUGGAAUUGCUUUAUAUGAUGGAAAAUGAAAAAAAGAAUGAAAUUUAAACAUUGCUCCUUUUUUUUUUUUUAUGCUCUCAUUUAUUUUGUGUUCAUUUUUUAAAAUUCUUCGUGUACAAAUAAAUUAUUGUGUUCCUAAUCCGCAGUGGAUCGACUGUCAGAGAUUUUUUUCGUUUGAAAAUUUAACUUUAAUUUGACCAAAGUCUUUUCUAAUUCUAGGCUGCAUUGGAUUUAUAUAGAAUGGACAAAAAAUAAAAACUGAAAUGUUUUUAUGCUUAAAAUUACAAAAUUCUUUUUUCGGAUGAAAAUUAUACCAAGACUUUCGAAUAAACGAAAAUUUUUUUGUUAAAUUUUGUAUAAAUUCAAUGUGAGUCUGUUCAUUAGACUUUUCUAUUCGCUUGUAGUUUAAUUGUAAACUUAAAUAUUUGGUACCUAUAUAACUUAUGUACACAAGAAUCGUUUAGGAUAGAUACGGUGUAUCAUUAGAUUUGUUCGUAUUAAGGACUUUGUAUGCUCAUAAUAAUAACAAAAUAAUUAUUCAAAAAUCAGCGAAACAAUGAGCAAAAACUAUUUAUUGGAUAAAUUAAUUGCAGACUGCUCGAGUGCACUGGAAAGAGACCACGUAGUCCCAUUGAUGAGAUAAAAUCAAUUUAUUUCCCAGCCGUGCCGACAUAAAAAGACAAUUCAGACAAUUGUAAAUCAUGAAAUCACAAUGUCCAAGCGGCAGCAAUGCUUUGAUUGGCCGAAAUAUUGGCACAGAUCGUAUUGUAGCAUUUUGAUACUCGAGAUCUCUUCGCUAAGAAUCAUUGUUGGACAAUUGAAUGUGUAAAAAGAAAAAAAAAAAAAAAGAGAAAUGAAAAAAAGAAAAAAAAAAAUAUGUGUGCAAGUGAACCAAACUUGUCGCCGUUUGUGAAGCGUGUUUUCAUUUUUCUACGAGAAUUAGCUAAUAUCCCUCCCGCGUCUCUGGACGAACGAACAGACAUAAGUAAUUCAUUGUAAAAUAAUUGUAAUACAUAAAGAAGAAACAAUAGCUAGAGAAUGAGAAGGAGAUGAAUUUACUUCGUCUCGAUUCACUUGUCGGUUUUCCCAAGAAGCGUGCCGGUUUAACGUGAAACUUAUUGUACUAGAUAUUUGUAAAAAGAUUGAAAAUCAAAUAUUUUCUUUUUUUUUUUUUUUUUUUUUUUUUUUUUUGGGACAGCCUACAAGUUACAGAAAGCGCUAGCUAUUUGUGUAAAAAGAUGAAAAAGUAUAUCGAGAGAACACUUUGAAGGCUGCCGCGUCCUCCGGUAAUCUUUUGUAUAUUUUCAAGUGAGAAAUGAGCAGCUAAAAAUCCGGGGCUGCUCCGUGGCUAAUUUAUGGCUUCAAAUUGUCCUCGUGUUAUAUACGUUUGUAUCGUACAUCUAAGGAAAUAAGGAAAAGGAAUAUGUCGAGCGAAAUGCCAUAUAUGUUUCCAUAUAGGUGGAAAAANUU